Messenger RNA from Lucilia cuprina (Australian sheep blowfly), 2325 nucleotides. RefSeq lists its product as uncharacterized. The record is from RefSeq and is a predicted model, not a curated record. The transcript has 2 exons. Lineage: Eukaryota; Metazoa; Arthropoda; Insecta; Diptera; Calliphoridae. Bases 1 to 2325 code for a protein of 774 amino acids.
AUGCCGAAUAAAAUCUUUGUAAGUGGACUGGGCAAUAAUAAAGCUGGAGCUACCCGAGGAGCUGUCAAAUUAGAAGUAAAAUCUGUUUACGAAGACGAAACUAUUCAUAUGCUUGCUCAUAUAUUUACAAAAUUAACCUCUAAACUACCAUGUGUAAAUUUGAAAAUUAAUUGCUGGGAUGAGAUCAAAGACCUCCCCCUGGCUGAUAAUAAAUUUUAUAUUCCUAAAGAAAUUGAUAUUUUAAUUGGAUUUGACUAUUUCUUUUCCCUAAUUAGAGAGGGUAGGAUUUUAAAGGACGGCAAUCUAUUGGCUCAAAAUACUUCAUUUGGUUGGGUAAUUUGCAGCGGAUGUACAAUGGAAGAAUCAGUCACUGUAUGUAAUGCCACUAGUCAAAUUAGUGCAUAUGAAGAUCUUAACAAAGCCUUAAGAUUAUUUUGGGAAGUCGAGAGCCUUAACAAUAUUAAAAAGCCGUCCUUAGCUGCGGAAGAUCAAAGGGCAGAAGAUUUAUAUUGCACUACAACAACCCGAGGUGAAAGAUAUGCGGUUAGAUUGCCUUUUAAGCAAAACCCUGAGCUGGGCAACUCCUUUACUGGAGCCUUAAGAAGACUAAAUUCUAUGGAACGUAAGUUUAAAGCUAAUAUUAAUCUAAAAAAUGCGUACUCUGAAUUUAUGAAUGAAUAUAUUUCAUUGGGCCAUAUGGCACUUAUUCCUAAAAAUGAAAUUAAUCGCCCCGCAGCAAAGGUGUACUAUUUACCACACCAUGCUGUGGUAAAAGAUUCAAGUCUUACCACAAAACUUCGUGUGGUUUUUGAUGGUUCUAGCCAAUCAUCAAACGGACAAUCUCUAAAUGAUAAUUUACUGAGAGGUCCCGUAUUACAACAAGACCUAAUGGCAGUCCUACUACGCUAUAGGUGUAAUAAAUUUGUUUUUGCGGCUGAUAUUAAACAAAUGUUUCGCAUGAUUGAUAUCCAAGAGUGCGACCGUGAUUAUCAGAGAAUUUUGUGGAGAGAUGACCCUACUGAAGAAAUAAGGCACUAUAGGCUUACUACAGUGACCUACGGUACUACCUCUGCACCCUAUCUGGCAAUACGUACCCUUUUACAAUUGAGUGAAGACGAGAGUGAGCGUUUCCCACUAGCUUGUGAAGCAUUAAAAACCUGUUUUUAUGUUGACGAUUGUAUGGCUGGCUCCAACACUAUAAAUGAUGCCCAAAAAUUAGCGGGAGAAUUAAACCAGUUGCUUGCGGCUGGCGGCUUUCGGUUAAGAAAAUGGGCAACUAAUGAGAGUAAAGUUUUAACUAACAUUCCUGAGGAAGAUAAAAUUGAGAGUAUUGUAAACAUACCUACAGAUAUUACUGUAUGCCUUCUCGGUGUUAUAUGGAAUCCGGCUAUUGAUUGCUUUUCUUAUAAAGUAAAAACUGCUGACUACUACAUUGAUACUAAAAGAAAGCUUCUAUCUGAAAUAUCGAAAAUCUUCGAUCCCCUUGGCUGGAUCUCACCUGUCAUAAUAGCCGUUAAAAUAAUUAUGCAAAAACUAUGGCUAAUUAGUGUUGGCUGGGACGAUCAGCUUCCCAUUGAAAUUAAAACUAUGGCUGAACAGCUGUUUUCUGAAUUUCACUUAUUGAAUAAUAUUAAUAUUCCCAGAAUUAUUUUCUCUUCAGAAACUAACGUUACUUAUCAUGGAUUUUGUGAUGCGUCUAGCGCAGCCUAUGCAGCAGUUGUCUAUUGUUGUAAAACAUCAGCAGAUGGUGAGAUCUCUUCUAACAUAGUUAUGGCUAAAACAAAGGUGGCUCCAAUAACAAUGGUGUCAAUUCCCCGGCUAGAAUUGUGUGCCGCAUAUCUACUGGCUCAAAUUUUUGAAUAUUUAAUGCCCGUGCUGCAUAUAAGCAAAAAUAAUAUUGUAUGCUGGUCCGACAGUAAAACUGUGUUGGCCUGGCUAUCAUCACAUCCCACCAAAUGGAAAACUUUCGUUGGUCAUCGAACUGGGUAUAUUCUUGACACACUUCCUGAUGUUAAGUGGCGAUAUGUUCCAACUAAAUUAAAUCCAGCUGAUUGUGCUAGUAGAGGAGUUAGAUCUAGCUAUCUAGUUGAUAAUCUAAUGUGGUUUCAAGGGCCAUCUUUUCUACUGAAGGACUCAACUGAGUGGCCAAGUCCUGUAAAAGAUUUAAAAACUAAUGAAGAAUUACGUUUAGAAGAGCAGGUUGUUUUGACUACAACACUAUCUUUGAAUGUGAUUGAAAUAUUAAAUGAAAGAAUGUCACGUUUCACUCGAUUAGCAGGAAUACCACGACGAUAUUCAGAUUACCCAGAUGCUUACACAACUUGA